Sinocyclocheilus anshuiensis is the source of this 1068-nucleotide messenger RNA. RefSeq names its product small integral membrane protein 19. Lineage: Eukaryota; Metazoa; Chordata; Actinopteri; Cypriniformes; Cyprinidae. The record is from RefSeq and is a predicted model, not a curated record. Bases 139 to 462 code for a protein of 107 amino acids. The transcript has 3 exons.
UGAAGGUCUCUACAUCUUUAUACGCACUCAUCCGGAACUGAAUGCAAUUUUUUUUGGGUCGCUGUUUUCUGAUAAAAUCUUAUCCAUUUGAUAUCAGUUUAUGCAAUCGCAUAUUAAUAAACGCAUAAUAAUCUGAUUAUGGGUGGAUACGGGGCGAUGUCAGACGAAGAGUCUCUGGAUUAUUCAGUGCAUGAAGCCUGGAACGAGGCCACUAAUGUUUACCUGCUGGUUAUUUUGGUCAGUUUCGCCCUGCUUAUGUACGCCAGAAAAAAUAAGAGGAAGAUUAUGCGUAUAUUUACACUGCCACCAACAGUGGCCAGCUCUUCAGAGCCCAACUUCUACGACAGUCUGCAGAAAGUCCGGCUGAGACAACAGCUGGAAAUGUAUUCACUCGCUCGUAAAUAUGAUCAGCAGCAGCACCAGCAGUCUCAGUCAGAUAGUGUGCAGCUGUCAAUGGAGUGAUCUGACCAGAGGAGGCGCUCUUCACCAACUAAUGCUGCAGAUGUGAAUUAAAACUGACUUCGAGCUCACAGAGACUUAUGAUCCAGAGAACUGGAUUGCUGGAGAACAAACGUACUGGGAGUAAACUGUUGAAUGAUAUUUUGAUUUGAUGAGCCUUUCUUUUUAUUCUCAUCCUUCAUACCUCUCGAUCAUUCAAAAGUGGUGUUUUAUGACCUUGUGAUAGGAUUUUCCUUUGAGGGCAUCGAUGGACUAUGAAACAGACUGCUCUCUGGUGUUGGAAGUGAAAUUUGAUGUAUAAUAUCUCAAUGUUUCAUAUGAUUGGCAAACACAUUACUUGUGCACAUCAUCUGUGUGUCAUAAGGUCUGCAUCCAAACCUUUUACCUCUCCUCAAAAACAUUGUUACAAAAUGCUAUUUAAGGUUUUCAAAGUAAAGAUGUUGAAAAUACUGUACACUGCUUCUAGGUACCUUUUCUCUGAUGUCUCACAUUGCCCUCUAGUUCUAGAUUACAUGCAUGUCAGUUGUUUUAGGCUGACCUACAGGCUGUAAAAUAUGAAACUGCUUAUUAAAAACAUAUUACUGAGUCUUAAUUUUGAAAGUGACUGCA